AUGUACCGAUUAAAUCUUAAUUAUAAUACAGUAAAUACUAAAUGGGAAAUUAUAGGUAUCUCUGUUCAUGGAUCUGCUCAGAAUUCAUCGCCCAGUGAUGAACCAUUGCCACGAACAACGCCAGACCAGCAUCCGCUAUUACUGAAAAAACCUGGUUUGGUCCAGAAAAACGUUUCUAUACCUUACCUGCAUUUAAAUCAACUUUUGUGUGAUAUCGCCGGAGCUGGUGAUGCAUUUGCUAGAAAUCAAUUGAAAAAUGAACAAAAUAUAUCAGUCAAUGCUGAAACAUUUAUUUUACCAACGGCUGAGCAAUUUUUACAUUCAUUGAAAGAAGCAAUUGUGGCAGCUGGAUUAGCUGUCAGCAAGUAUGGUACGAUGGAGAGUUUUCCAUAUUUAGAAGUCAAAGAAAAGCUUGAAUAUUUUUAG
Messenger RNA from Cetraspora pellucida, 426 nucleotides. The record is from the annotation of a GenBank genome assembly. NCBI's taxonomy places the organism in Eukaryota, Fungi, Glomeromycota, Glomeromycetes, Diversisporales, Gigasporaceae.